This is a messenger RNA of Dioszegia hungarica, 438 nucleotides long. Its product is annotated as zinc-finger domain-containing protein. Gene Ontology annotation, biological process: mitochondrial electron transport, NADH to ubiquinone. The record is from RefSeq and is a predicted model, not a curated record. The coding region runs from base 1 to 438 and encodes 145 amino acids. The transcript is spliced from 5 exons. NCBI's taxonomy places the organism in Eukaryota, Fungi, Basidiomycota, Tremellomycetes, Tremellales, Bulleribasidiaceae.
AUGUCCCUCACUCGCCUCGCCCUCCGGCGUCUCCCCCGCUCCGCCAUCCUCUCCCCCUCCACCCGCUCAGCCCACACAUCCAUCCCUCAGCCGCCCGCCCCUCUGAAAUCCUACCAGCCCAAACCGUCCGACCCGGAAGAGCAGCAGCAAUCGCCCAAUGUCCCCGGCACAUGGUCGACGUCGCAAAACCCCAAGAAGUUUGUGUUUGACGGGCCGCGUUUCGAGCAGACGGAUCUGAGCCUCCAGCCGAAUGGGCUCUCGGCGAUGGGGAUGGUGCAGGAGGAUCCGGUCAGGAUGGUUAAUGGAAGAAGGGCGAGCUGUGAUGGAGGUGGUGGACCCCUUGGACACCCAAAAGUCUUCAUCAACCUUGACAAGCCAGGACCUAAAGCAUGCGGCUACUGCGGGAUUCGAUUCGAGCAGGCUCAUGCUGCACACUAG